Bemisia tabaci is the source of this 1132-nucleotide messenger RNA. The record is from RefSeq and is a predicted model, not a curated record. NCBI's taxonomy places the organism in Eukaryota, Metazoa, Arthropoda, Insecta, Hemiptera, Aleyrodidae.
AAAUUGGUCGCACAAGAAGUUUGCCGAAAAAUACAAAUUAGGAAAUCCUAUUGCUUGUAAUUUUUUUCGAGUUAGAUGGUGAAAACUCGUGAAGACAAUGACACUCAUGUAGUAUAGAGAAGAUGAACAUAGCAGGGAAAAAAUGUUUAAAGGGUAGAUAUGCCUUAUCAUCAAGUGCUGGCAAAGCGAGGAGAAAAAAUAAGGCGAGAAAUAUUUCAGUCGACACUCUGCGCCUCUUGAAAAAGCUACGUCAAUCUAAAGACAAUUCCCAGUUGUGGUUAGACAUUUCGUGAAGUAUCCAGCUUUUUGUUCUAAAAAGAAAUUACUAUGUGCGAGUAUCUCGCAAAAAGACCCUUUAAUAUCGUAGGUCAUUUUAAAAUGGGUGGAUUUGAGCACAGUAUCAGGGUAGUGUGCCAUUCAUUUUUAAUCCUGCUUUUGACUUGCUUCGGAUGUCGAGAAAAUCAUGCGCAAAACAUUUCCACCCCCGAGCCGACGUUAGGCCCAACCGUUGACCCUAAGAGCCGCGUCCGCAGCCCCAUUAGAUCUGCGAAGGAAAUCGAAGAAUCACUUAGACAUUACUCGCUUCUACCAGAUGUUAUCAGCUACGCUCCGAAGCAAAUGUUGUGGAUGGAGUUCAUAGAUGACUUUAUCGCGGAUAUUGGCAAUGACUUAAGCGGACUAGACGUUCUGUAUCCUCCUUGGCUCAUAAAGUGGCCUUGCAAAAAUGACUCGUAUUAUGCCAUAUUAGGGACAGGUCCAGACACUUUAGUAAAUGGACUACCAAUAAAGAAAGAGUUCAUGCACUGGUUAGUGGUGAAUAUUCCAGGAAAGCAUGUCGCUGAUGGCAGGGCUAUAUUGCACGGGAAGAGACUAGCAGACUACAUAGGACCCGCUCCACCAAAAGGGAAAGGAUAUCAUAGAUACGCUUUUUUUGUGUAUGAACAGACAAUGGGCAAAACAAAGUAUAAUAUUCCGAAGCUAAAUGCAACCGAAACCGACCCACUCCGACAGUUCAAUUCUGAGGAAUUUGCCAAGAAGAUGUAUUUUGGAAAAGCGAUCGCAACGAAUUUUUUCUGUGUUGAGUGGCGAGUCAAUCCUUUAAGGCCUUUUUUAUAAUUAUUGCUCUUAAUUC